This is a messenger RNA of Gavia stellata (red-throated loon), 6692 nucleotides long. It is a transcript of the gene RALGAPA2, whose product is annotated as Ral GTPase activating protein catalytic subunit alpha 2. Bases 1 to 5775 code for a protein of 1924 amino acids. The record is from RefSeq and is a predicted model, not a curated record. Gene Ontology annotation, biological process: positive regulation of GTPase activity; regulation of small GTPase mediated signal transduction. Gene Ontology annotation, molecular function: GTPase activator activity. The transcript is spliced from 39 exons. Lineage: Eukaryota; Metazoa; Chordata; Aves; Gaviiformes; Gaviidae. Gene Ontology annotation, cellular component: cytoplasm; nucleus.
AUGUUCUCCAGGAAGGGCCACGCCGAUGUCAGGAAAUCCACCCAGAAGGCGCUGGACCCCAAGCGGGACGUGCUCACCCGCCUCAAGCACCUCCGGGCGCUGCUGGAUAUUGUGGAUGGAAGUGACCUGAAGCAAUUUUUUGAGAACAAUUAUUCUCAAAUUUAUUUUAUAUUCUAUGAAAACUUCAUAACACUGGAAAAUAGCUUGAAACAAAAAGGGAAUAAAUCACAAAGGGAGGAGCUGGACUCCAUUCUCUUUCUUUUUGAAAAAAUAUUGCAGCUACUACCUGAGAGGAUUUUUUAUCGAUGGCAUUUUCGCAGUAUAGGAACGAUUCUGAAGAAACUUUUGCACACUGGAAAUUCUCUCAAGAUAAGAUGUGAAGGAAUCCGACUGUUUCUUCUCUGGCUUCAAGCACUUCAGACUAACUGUGCAGAAGAGCAGAUAUUAAUAUUUGCAUGCCUUGUGCCUGGCUUUCCACCCAUUAUGUCCUCACGGGGUCCCUGUACACUAGAUAACCUCAUUAGUCCUCCUAAUUCGCCAGACGCUAAGAUUUUCCCGGAAGAAAUAACCCCACUUUUGCCAGCUGUCUCUGGAGAUAAAAUUGCUGAAGACCAAACCUGCUAUUUUCUUCAGCUACUGUUAAAAUAUAUGGUAAUUCAGGCUGCAAGCUUAGAGUGGAAGAAUAAGGAAAACCAAGACACUGGUUUUAAGUUUCUCUUUACCUUGUUUAGAAAAUACUAUCUUCCUCACUUGUUUCCAUCUUUUACAAAGCUAACCAACCUCUACAAACCUGUUCUUGAUAUUCCUGAUAUAAGACCAAGACCGGUAUACAUUACUGCAACGCGAAACAAUGAAAACGUCUAUAGCACAAAAAUCCCGUAUAUGGCAGCUCGGGUUGUUUUUAUUAAGUGGCUUGUUACCUUCUUUCUUGAAAAGAAAUAUUUAACUGCUGUUCAGAAUACAAAAAAUGGAGGAGAAAUGCUCCCUAAAAUUAUUCAGUCUGUUGGUGUUGUAAACCAAGAUAAAAGCACAGAGCUGGAAACCAGUAUGUCUUAUGCGAGCGAGCAGGAGAGAAGCCAUUCUAACAGCAGCACCUUGUCCGACAGAAGGCUCAGCAAUUCCAGCCUCUGCAGCAUUGAAGAACAGCACCGGACCGUCUAUGAGAUGGUGCAGAGAAUCCUCUUGUCCACUCGAGGAUAUGUUAACUUUGUCAAUGAGGUGUUUCGACAAGCUUUUUUAUUGCCGCCUUCUGAUAUAUCUGCAACACGAAAAGUGGUUAAGGUAUAUCGAAAGUGGAUAUUGCAAGAGAAACCUGUGUUCAUGGAGGAGCCAGACAAAAAGGAAGACAGUCAGGAUGCUGUUGUCAACUUAGAGGAUUCAUCGGUGCAAAUGGAUGGUAAACAUCUUUCCUCUGACCGUUCAGGACAUAAGCGCUCAUCCAGCUGGGGAAGAACGUACUCCUUUACCAGUGCUGUUAACAGAGGAUGUAUAUUAGAAGACGAGGACAAAAAUGUUAAAGCUGGUGCUCAAGCUGCGUUACAGGUAUUCUUGACAAACGCUGCGAAUGUUUUCUUAUUGGAACCGUGCAUUGAAGUCCCUGUGCUUCUGAAGGAGCAAGUUGAUGCUUGCAAAGCAGUUCUGAGUAUCUUCAGGCGCAUGAUAAUGGAAUUAUCAAUGAAUAAAAAGACAUGGGAACAGAUGUUACAGAUACUCCUUAGAAUAACAGAAGCUGUGAUGCAGAAGCCAAAAGAAAACCAAAUGAAGGAUACAUUUGCUCAAAGCAUGUCAGGAUUACUUUUCCGAACCCUCAUUGUGGCUUGGAUCAGAGCAAACCUGAGUGUUUACAUUUCUCGGGAGCUGUGGGAUGAGCUGCUUAGCGUUUUGUCCUCCCUGACGGACUGGGAGGAGCUCAUAAACGAGUGGGCCAAUAUCAUGGACUCUCUAACAGCGGUGCUAGCAAGAACAGUGUAUGGGGUGGAAAUGACAAACUUACCCUUGGAUAAGCUCAGUGAACAAAAAGAAAAAAAGCAGAGAGGAAAAGGUGGCAUUUUAGAGCCUCAGAAGACUGCUGUAGUGGGAAGAUCUUUUUCAUUAAGCUGGAAAAGUCAUCCAGAAGUUGUGGAGCCAAUGAGAUUCAGAAGUGCUACAACCUCUGGAGCCCCAGGAGUUGAGAAAGCAAGAAAUAUUGUUCGUCAAAGAGCAUCAGAAGUUGAAGAAUCUCAACAGCUGGAAAAUUCAACAGGAACAGAAGCUAUGGGCCUAUUUGCAAACCAAGAGCAGCAGCUAACUCGAAGUAGCAGCACUUCAGAUAUUACAGAUCAGUUUCCAUCUGAUUUUUUUCAAGGUAAAAAGGCUGGGAGUUCUCAUAAUUUAACUUCUUCAGACUCCAAAUCAGUUCAGGAAAAUAUGGGAUAUACAAAGAAGGAACAUGAAGCUGAGCAAGUACUAGUACGAAGAAGCAGUAGUACAGCUGAAUUAGAUUUGAAAGCAGACUCACAGCAAUCACAUGGAAAUUAUAGAGAGAGAGAAAAAAGUGAAAGUGUUAGCAGUGACACAUCCAUUGGCUAUAAUAAUGAAGUAGAGAUCGCGCUUGUCCCCUGGCAAGCUUCUGAAGAAGACCGUGAAGUUAAUGCGUCAGCAGAUGUUUGUGUGGAUCCUGAUGCACCUCGCUGGCUUCAGCUUAGUCCUUCAGAUACUGCAAAUUUAACAGACAGUAGUGAAUUCCUUGCUGAUGACUGCAGUAUAAUUGCUGGUGGAAGCCUUAUUGGUUGGCAUCCUGAUUCUGCUGCUGUGUUAUGGAGGAGGAUCUUGGGAAUUCUUGGAGAUGUGAACAAUAUACAGUCACCUAAAAUCCAUGCAAAAGUUUUUGGGUAUCUUUAUGAGUUGUGGUAUAAGCUUGCAAAGAUACGGGACAACCUUGCUAUAAGUGUGGACAAUCAGUCUACUCCCUCUCCUCCUGUCUUAAUUCCUCCUCUCAGAAUAUUUGCGUCAUGGUUGUUCAAGGCAACCACCCUGCCAAAUGAAUAUAAGGAAGGCAAACUUCAGGCAUACAGGCUGAUCUGUGCUAUGAUGACUAGGCGUCAAGAUGUUCUGCCAAAUUCUGAUUUCCUGGUUCAUUUUUAUUUUGUCAUGCACCUUGGCUUAACAAGUGAAGACCAGGAUAUCUUAAAUACAGUCAUAAAGUACUGCCCACCUUGGUUUUUCUUCCUGAGCUUACCUGGCUUUACGAUGCUGAUAGGAGACUUCAUUACUGCGGCAGCCAGGGUUCUGAGCACAGACAUGCUGGAGGCUCCCCGUUCAGAAGCUCACACCAUCCUUGGUUCUCUUGUUUGCUUUCCAAAUAUCUACCAAGAAAUCCCACUCUUGCGGCCCAUUUCAGAAGCCGGUGAUAUCAUUGCAGGAACAGCAGAUGUGAAGUGCUACCUCAUAAAUAUUUUAUUGAAGAAUGCUACAGAGGAGCCAAGUGAAGCUGCAAGAUGCAUAGCCAUUUGUGGCCUUGGAGUUUGGAUAUGUGAAGAACUAACGCAGUGCACAAACCAUCCCCAAGUGAAGGAAGCAAUCAAUGUCAUAGGUGUGACACUGAAGUUUUCUAAUAAACUGGUAGCUCAAGUAGCCUGUGAUGUUCUUCAGCUUCUGGUUUCUUAUUGGCAAAAGCUUCAGAAGUAUGAAUCCUCUCUGUCCAGAAAAAUUACUGAAAUCCUUGUGGCCACUAUUGCAUUUCUUUUGCCUAGUGCUGAAUACUCCUCUGUGGAAGCAGAUAAAAAGUUUAUAGUUUCAUUGCUACUUUGCUUGUUGGAUUGGUGUAUGGCAUUACCCAUGAAAAUGCUACUGGAGCCGGUAUCUGCUGGUGUUCUUGAAGAUCAACAUGCAUCCAAAGCUCUUUUACUGGACUAUAUUUACAGAGUUCUGCACUGUUGUGUGAAUGGCUCCAGCACGUAUACUCAGCAAAGCCACUAUGUGCUGAGUCUGGCAGAUCUCUCCUCUAGUGAUUACGACCCAUUUUUGCCACUGGGGAAUGUCAAGAGCUCUGAGCCAGCCCAGUGCCACUCCCCCACGGAUUUGGGCAACCUGCUCACUGUUGCCGAGGAAAAAAGGAGGAGGAACUUAGAAUUGAUACCUUUAACGGCACGGAUGGUUAUGACUCACCUGGUGAAUCACCUGAGCCACUACCCACUCAGCGGAGGCCCUGCCAUUCUCCACAGUCUCCUUAGCGAGAACCACGACAACUCCUAUGUGGAGUCCUCCGAGCUGUCCUCAGAAGUCUUCCGGAGUCCCAACCUGCAGCUCUUCGUGUUUAAUGACAGUACUCUUAUAUCUUACCUCCAAAUCCCCGCAGAGAAGACAACAGACACUGAACCAGCAGCAACCCCCUCGGAUGUAAGAGUAAUUGUCAGAGAUAUCUCAGGGAAGUACUCCUGGGAUGGCAGAAUAUUGUAUGGACCUCUGGAGGGCUGCCUUCCACGGCAAAGCACAACGAGCGCAUUUGUGAUCUCGGGCAACCCUGAGCACCACUGCAUUUCCCAGAAAGACAUUUCUCAGGUGGAAGAAGGAGAAGACGCUCUUGACCAAUUGUUGGAAAAGAUUGGUAACACCAGUCCUGAAUGCCUUUUACAUCCCCAGCGAAAGCUGAAUGAGCCAUCACCACCACCCUUUGGUAUGAGCUAUGACCAAGAGAAUACGAUCACUGAAGCACUGAUGAGGCAGAGCACCCAGGAGAAAGAGUAUAUAUUUAAAUGCAGCUCGGACUUAAGUAUGAAGGUGGCCUGUCAAGAAGAACCACGUCCUGCUGAACCUCAAGCAUCCUUUUAUUUCUGUCGGCUGUUGCUAAAUGACUUGGGAAUGAACUCCUGGGAUAGAAGAAAAAGCUUUCAUCUUCUUAAGAAAAAUUCAAAAUUACUGCGAGAACUGAAAAAUCUGGAUUCCCGCCAGUGCCGUGAAACUCACAAGAUUGCAGUGUUUUACAUUGCAGAAGGACAAGAGGACAAAUGUUCAAUACUGUCCAAUGCAAGGGGAAGCCAGGCUUAUGAAGAUUUUGUUGCUGGACUGGGCUGGGAGGUUGAUCUUUCAACACACGGUGGGUUUAUGGGCGGCCUGCAGCGCAAUGGUAGCACAGGACAAACGGCACCCUAUUAUGCUACCUCUACCGUGGAAAUCAUUUUUCAUGUGUCUACAAGAAUGCCGUCAGAUUCAGACGAUUCACUGACCAAAAAGCUUCGUCACUUGGGAAAUGAUGAGGUUCACAUCGUCUGGUCUGAACACACCAGGAACUACCGCAGAGGCAUUAUACCAACAGAUUUUGGAGAUGUUUUAAUUGUUAUUUAUCCAAUGAAGAAUCACAUGUUUUUCAUAGAGAUAAUGAAGAAACCGGAGGUGCCAUUUUUCGGUCCUCUCUUCGAUGGAGCAAUUGUGACUGCAAAGCUGCUGCCAAACCUCAUAUGUGCCACGUGCAUCAAUGCCAGCAGAGCCGUCAAGUCACUCAUCCCGCUCUACCAGAGCUUUUAUGAGGAAAGAGCUCUGUAUCUCGAAGCAAUAAUCCAGAACCAUAAAGAAGUAAUGACAUUUGAGGAUUUUGCCGCUCAGGUCUUUUCUCCCUCUCCCAGCUACUCCCUCGGUGGAACUGGCUGCCUCACCACAAGUGCGAGCGCUGACCUUACUGUCACCGUAGGAAUAGAGUUAGCAGACCAGACCUCGCCCACGUUACCACGUGCCUCCAAGAGCAGAGUCUCUGGGAAGCUUCGCCGCUCAGCCAGUGCUCUCAGCAAGUCUUCCAACUGAGGUGCUGCGGGAGCAGAACUCCAGCCGAGGAAACCCAAGAGACCUUAAAAUGGAUAAAUUAUUUACUGCAUCUACAGAACUUACCUUUUGGAUGAGCACGUGUUGAAGGGGACGGGCAAGGGGUUUGCUCUGUAAAAUUGCAGUUCUCGUAUUCAGACAGACACGGCCGAUGAUCAGGUAUCACCUGCAUUAUCAUCACGCAUUUCACUCGAUCAUUUCCGUCACAAAGAGAACGAAGGCGAUGGGAGCUCUCACUACUGGUGUGGCAUUGGGCUGAUGGCAGCAUGCACUUCUCCCCAAGCACUUGUGCACAAGUACUGGUGUCGCAGCAAGAGGACACAAACCAGUACUGAAAACAGUUAUUUAUUGUAACUUUAGAGCAUUGCUGUUAGUCAUUCCGGUCAACACUUAAUUGUGUAUUAGGGAAUUUUGUCUAAAUACAGGUUUUCAUAUGACUAGCCAUGUAACAAAUGCUCCUCUCCUUUGAGUGAUGGAGGGACUUUCCAGUCUGUGUUCAGCCUCUGCUCCCUUUCUGUUGUCUGUGGUCAUCCAGUGCCCAUUUUGUGCAUGUAGCUAAGAAUUAAUAAUCAUCAGAGGUAAUUUACCUAAAAUUCAGGAGGGUACUGCCAAUUUCACAAAGUGGCAGCACUUGCAUUAAAAUCUGUUCAAUUACGGUAUCGUGUUCAAGGUGAUACGUCACUACCUGUUGUGUAAAACCCUGAAGCCGAAGAUGCUCCAGCCACCGCUCAGGUGUGCCCGGUCCGGCAGAGCAGAGGACCAGGCUCCUCUCCUUGGUGCCCAUCAGGUGCCCGCCUGCGGUACAGGUGUGAUUACGGGGGUGGCAGCAUCCAGCGCAGGCGUGAGGUUCCGGUGAGCAGCUAUUGCGCCAGCUGGGUUCAACCAUUUACCUUCACAUC